UCCACUGCACUUGAGUCAAUUGCACGAGGGAGGAGUAAGUAGUUUCAACCGCCGACUUGUCAGAAGCCAGGUGCUUGGAGCAGCGGCAGCAGCAGAAACGCCAGCGAUAGGAUGGCCUUCCCGACACCGGUAUUGAGCGGCACCUUGGGGUUCUUCUUUGGGUGCCUCUUCUUGCUAGGGAUUAUGAAGGCUGGCCAGCUCUCUGGCAGUUUGUCCAAGGAAAACACGGGGAUUGGCUUCACGGUGGUCAUCACGUCCGCCUUCUCCAUGUGGUUGCUUUGGGCCAUGGCAUGGUUCCACCAAUGGCAUCCCUUGAUCACACCAGAGUUCCCGUGAGGACGUUCCGCCAAUCCAAUCGCAUUCUAGUAUACGGGCGACGCGAGCAACCAGCGGGGCGCACGGGUGCGGCCAUCGAUCCUGGCAGCAGCAGAGACGUUGUUUCUGCCGCUACUGCAUCGUUCUUUUUUUUUUUCAUUUUUGGUCCGCACUACGUUGUAGACACAUGACGGUAACGGUGGGUGGCGAAUGGGCAAUGGGAGGCGGACUACGCGAAGCACGUGCGUGAGCUCUUUUUGCCGCAUGGGAGGCCUGGUUUCUUUCUGUCGAUAAUUGGACCAGGAGAUCAGUCAGCCAAUGCCGUGAAGGAGCUGAAUGAAAACCUUGGUUUUCUUCGCUGCAGCAAUGGCUGAUGGUGGUGGUUUGACAGGAGGGACAGAAAACGCCCAUCCACUUGACCGGGUUGUAUCGCCAACAAAAAGUGUUUGCGCGCCGGUGGCGAAACGAAAGACUUCGGGCUUCCGACGCGUCACGUGUGUUCCGGCGUGUGUGCUUGUGGCCCGGAGGUUGUGCUGUCUUUUGCAAUCACGGCGGUUUUGCUCGUUUGUUGUUUCGGUACCCCAUCUACCCGGGAUAUAUGUUGUUCUUAGGAACUUGUUUCGUGUCGGAAAGCAGUAGCAGAUAGUCGCCCUGUAGCGUUGGGGAAUAGGGAGAAGGGGGGGGGGGGUCGUGUAU
Ectocarpus sp. CCAP 1310/34 is the source of this 1011-nucleotide messenger RNA. The record is from the annotation of a GenBank genome assembly. Lineage: Eukaryota; Phaeophyceae; Ectocarpales; Ectocarpaceae.